This is a messenger RNA of Carassius auratus (goldfish), 2393 nucleotides long. RefSeq names its product secretogranin-2-like. Gene Ontology annotation, cellular component: secretory granule. Bases 127 to 1905 code for a protein of 592 amino acids. The record is from RefSeq and is a predicted model, not a curated record. The transcript is spliced from 2 exons. Lineage: Eukaryota; Metazoa; Chordata; Actinopteri; Cypriniformes; Cyprinidae.
GUGGUGCUGACGAGAGAGAGAGAGAAUCCGCGCUCGUGCAGCCAUAAACACACCGAGAGCGCGAGAGCGAUGCGCAACGCACUCACGACUCCCCGUUAAAACAGACCGAAAGCAAAGAGGUUAAACAUGUCGUCAUCAUCUAGAUGCUGUGCAACAGGGGUGUUCAACCUCCCUUCACUCCUUCUUCUGCCCCUUUUCCUUUCUCUCGUUUGUGGAGUACAAGGGGCCACGCUAAGAGAGCAUCUCCUGAGUGAAAGCGAACCCGUCUCUUAUGGACCAGCGUCCCAGAUCCGUCCUCCUCCGAGUGCCGAGAUGCUUAGAGCUCUGCGUUACAUCCAAAGCCUCAGCCAGAGAACCCCAUAUGGUCGCCUUGAUGACCAGCAAGACACUUCAGAUGACAUGGAGAGCGUUCGCUCCCUGCUACAGCUGGCAGAUCCUGCCCGGAUGGAUAGAGGCAUGGAUGAGAGAGAUGAAGAGAAGGACAACACUCAAGAGUUGCUGCAAGCGGUGCUUACCACACUUCAACAGACCGAGGAGCACAUGGUGCCUGAGAAAACCUCCCAGAAGGUCAUCGCACCAUCUCAACCUCGAUACACUGUCCAAUCCUUCCCAAGACCAAAGCAACAACUAGAAGUAGAAACUUCAGCUGAGAACUACGGAAGGACUUCGUGGACCAAUCCAGAUAACCGGAGACGGCACCGGAAGUUCCCACUUGCGUUUGAGGAUCAGGAGCAGCCUCUCAAACGGACCAACGAGAAAGCAGAAGAACAGUACACACCCCAGAAGCUGGCGACCCUUCAAUCUGUGUUUGAGGAGCUGAGUGGAAUCGCUGCAUCUAAGGCCAACAGCAAACGGGAGGAUGGUGAAGAAGAUUACGAUGACGAUAACGACUUUUACAGACAGAGGAGGAUGGUCUUGGAAGACAUCAUGGGAACUGAUGAAUGGGCACCUUUGGAGGAACAAACAGAGACUGAAGAAGAAGAAAGAGAGAGGCAUGGGUUCAAUCCCAACCUUGAGGAUGAUGAGCAAGAGGAGGAGGAGGAUGAAGAGGAGGAUUAUGUCAAAAGAUCCAACCAGUUCCAGACAGGAAAAGAGGAGGAGCCUGAGGACAUUGCAAAGCUUGUGGACUACUAUCUUCUGAAAAUCCUAGAACAGAAAAAGCAGGAGCAGCAGAAUAGACAAGAGGCCAGCAAGAGCGAGCAAGAAGAGGUGGAGAGAAAAGAUGUGGAUGAGGAUGAUGGAGAGGAAGAAGAUGAGGAGGAGAGAGAAAUCAAGCCAAUGCACAGCACAUUCCCUGAGUCUUUGUCCAAGAUAAUCUCAAUCUCACAGAAGCUACGAAUCUCACCGGAGGAAGUUCUUGAGCUUCUCCAUAAUGAGAAGCAGAAGGAUUUAUUGGGAAUCCCAAAGGAAUCACGUACACCCUACACAACCGUUCACAAGACCUUCACCGCAGCACCUCACCGACGGCCGCUCGAGACCACGAAGGGCAACAGCAUCAGCCAAGACAUCGUGAAUAUCCUCAAGCUGGUAAACGCAGCACAACAAAACAACAACCGACCAGCGCAACCGGAAACAUCACGUUAUUAUGAGAGGAAAACCGGCAGGGAUGAUUAUGACGACGCUGCCGGCGAGGAAGACGAACUUGCCAAUUACCUGGCGUUGAAAAUGUUCGAGCAUGGACAGAGACGGGCACGUCUGGCGCCAUUACGUGACGAGGACCAGCCCAUGUACGAACGCGGUGACUACUUCGAUAAAAGCACGGCACAAAAAAGACCCGCGAAUCACGAGAACGCAGUGACAGGGUUAGACAACAACACAAUGCUGCAAAUCCUGCGGUAUCUGGAUCCGGAGGGCGACGAUGCCGACGAAAUUGACUCUGAGGGGAAAACGGUCCCUGAAAUGUAGAUGUGUAGAUAACGAUUAAUAUUCAUUGUUUUAAGUUUGUCAUAUAAUAAAGUAUUUUGAAAGAAAUAUAUCCCCUUAUUGCGUUAAGUCAAUGUAGUUCUCCAGCUUUUCUCAUUUCUUGUUCUGUAUAGCAGAAAAAAAUGGUAUUUUAGUAUGAACUCAAGAACUUUUAGUAGUAACUCAAUUAAUUAGUUCAUUAGUUAGUGAAUAGAACAAUGUAAGUCGCUGGCUUUACCUCUUAAACAUAUGAACACACACAGAUUUUCUCCCUCUUAACUACACCACUUGUGUUUUCAGUAAGUCAGUCUCUUGUGCGUGUGAUGAGGUCAUGUGUGACGUGGCAGAGGUAAAUAAAGCAUUUGUUCACACCAUGGUCCUCUGUGUAAUGCUUUUCUCACUGCUGAGGAACCUCUGCAAGCUUUGCAUGACAUCAAAUCUUUUUAUUAUGGUAAUUGGUUUCUGUUUCAUGUGCAACAAGGGUCAUAACA